Danaus chrysippus (African queen) is the source of this 636-nucleotide messenger RNA. NCBI's taxonomy places the organism in Eukaryota, Metazoa, Arthropoda, Insecta, Lepidoptera, Nymphalidae. The record is from the annotation of a GenBank genome assembly.
AUGUGCGAUCAGUUCCUUUUAACAUUAAACAUCGACCAUUCGAAGCAGAAUAUCGUGUUUGAAGCUUGUGUCCGUGAACAAAACAAAAUGAAGGUUCUAAUAAUAAGUGCUAUCCUUUUACAGGCCUGGUGCAAUGCAUACCCAAAACCCAAAGGUGUAGCGUCAUACGUGUACAGUGACACAGACGGUAACAGGUACGGGGGUACUUACGAUCUGGGGAACAACAUCGCCCCAUUCAGCGACCCCAUUAUAACGUCAUACAGUGACCCCUACGUCCCUGAAUUCUUUAACAACUUCGGCAACAUACUUCCACAGUUUCCGUUCGGAGGAUUCCCAUUCGGACCAUCUGCCUUCAACAUGAAUCGUUUUGGUGAGAACGCGGCUUUCGCCAGCUCGGCCAUCGCACCGGGAUACAGACACCAAUCAGCCAUUAUAAGUCCAGCGAACGCCGAGAUUCCGAACGUGGAUAUUACUGACAGAUUUGCUGAGCCGGCUGAUGAUGGAAAAUUCUACAGCGUUUCCAGCUCCUCGUUCGCAUCCUCAAACAACGAUAAUGGAAAAGUAUCAGGUUUCAGACAAGCAGAAACUGUUGUUAACGACAAUGGAAAAAUAACCAAGUAUAGGGUCCAUAACUAA